UGCGCCCUCCACCCACAGCUCAGGCUUUCGUCCCACUCCCACCCGAAAGAAAGCACAUUCGGACGCUUGCUGCUCCGUCAUUUACCCAUCCCAGCCUCCAAGACCGGGAUUUCGGUUCUCUCGCCACACAAUUUUACGAAAACACCCCUCACCCACCGGCGUGCGACCGACGCCGGCGAUGCUCCGGCCGUCAUCGUCGUCGUCGCGGCGCCUCCUCCAGAGCAGCAGCGACAGCGGCGGCGCCAACCCCAACCGUAUCCCGGGCAUCCCCCCGGCCGAUCCGCCCGCGGGAGUCAACUCCGAUGUCGUCGUCAUCCUCGCGGCCCUGCUCUGCGCGCUCAUCUGCGUCGUCGGCCUCGCUGCGGUCGCACGCUGCGCCCGCUCCCGACGCAACAGGGCCGCCACCGACGGCAGCCCCUCCUCCCCCUCGAGCAACCCUGCCGACGCGGGGCUCUUCGGCGGAGGUGGGCACCAUGCCGCCGGCGCGCCGGGGGCCAGCGUGACCACGAUGACGACCGUCAGCAAGGGGCUCAAGAAGAAGGAGCUCAAGGCGCUGCCGAAGCUGGCGUACGCGGACGCGGUGGCCGCGGCCGCCGCGGCGAGGGGCGCCGCGCCGUCGGCGGGGGAAGGGGAGGAGGGGAAGGCGGAGGAGAUGCUCUCGGAGUGCGCCAUCUGCCUGUCGGAGUUCGGGGAGCGGGAGGAGGUGCGCGUGAUGCCGCAGUGCGGGCACGGUUUCCACGUCGCGUGCGUCGACACCUGGCUGCGCUCCAACUCGUCCUGCCCGUCCUGCCGCCGCCCCAUAGUCCUCGACGACCCCGCGCCGCCCAAGCGGUGCCGCAAGUGCGAGUCCAUCGUCCUGGAGGCCGUCGUCGCCUCCUCCUCCUCCGCCGCCGCCGCCGGCCGCGGCGGGGGAUUCUUGCCGUAGCAGGAGUGGUUGCCUGGUCGUGUUUCUGAGGGGCGGGCCCAGGUCCGUCCCGGUAGUUGAGCUGCUCCCAUCUGCCCGUGGCCCACAUGUCAGUAGUGCAGAAAAGAUCUCUCCUCUAAAGAAAUGGAAAAGGAAGCUGAAUAAUUAGAAAUAUGAUUCUUUUUGUACAACUUUUGGAGUUCUACUGCUUGAGCUAGCUUGUGGGGGCAUGACAUCUGUUGCACUUGCACACUUGCAAUUGCUACUGUAAAUUGUAAAAAAGCAUGAACUGGGGUUAAAAAAUAUAUAUAUUUGUAUUUUAUA
Messenger RNA from Phragmites australis (common reed), 1228 nucleotides. RefSeq names its product RING-H2 finger protein ATL80-like. The coding region runs from base 179 to 925 and encodes 248 amino acids. The transcript has a single exon. Lineage: Eukaryota; Viridiplantae; Streptophyta; Magnoliopsida; Poales; Poaceae. The record is from RefSeq and is a predicted model, not a curated record.